Dictyostelium discoideum AX4 is the source of this 822-nucleotide messenger RNA. It is a transcript of the gene gacB, whose product is annotated as RhoGAP domain-containing protein. The record is from RefSeq and is a predicted model, not a curated record. Gene Ontology annotation, biological process: signal transduction. NCBI's taxonomy places the organism in Eukaryota, Evosea, Eumycetozoa, Dictyosteliales, Dictyosteliaceae. The transcript is spliced from 4 exons. Gene Ontology annotation, cellular component: cytoplasm. Bases 1 to 822 code for a protein of 273 amino acids.
AUGACCGAUCAAACAUUAAGAUUAGAAAAUGUUUCACCAUAUUUAUUAUUAAUUUUAGAUUACUUUGAAAAGAAUUGUAUAAAUAAAACAGAUUUAUUUUCAAUACAGGGUAAUCAAGAAAAUGUAAAUAGAAUUAUAUCAAAUAUUAAAAACUUUACACCCACAAAACAAUUUGAAAAAGAUUUAAAUAGAGGUUUAUAUUCAAGACAUGAUUUAAGUUUUUCAAUAAUUAAUAUAUUAAAUUCUUUAAACCAUCCACUUUUAUUAGAAAAUUAUAAUGAAGCUUAUAUAGUCAAUGCAUAUUAUGAAGAUAUUGAAAGGAUUAAACAAACAUUACUUGAAUUACCUCAUUCAAACCUUGAAAUAAUAUUGAAAUUAUUUUCAACAUUUAAUUUAUUAUGUAAUCAAGAAGAGCAUAAAUCAUUUUUAUUAUUAUCACCAGAGAUGUUGGGUGAAACAUUUGCAUUUGUUUUAAUGAGAUUUAAGAAAACUAAAGAUGAAGUCGAUCAAUUUGGUAAUAAAAUAUUCGCUACAAAUGUUAUAUCUUAUUUAAUUUCACAUUUUAAUGAAAUAUUUGAUUCUACAAUUUUAGAUUUUGAACAAAAAGAGAAAAAAUCAAGAGAAAAUGCAAUUUUAUUUAUGGAAUAUGCAAUGAGAAAAUAUACAUCAUUAGAUAAUCAUUUUAAAUCAAUUUAUAAUAAAUAUAUACCACAUAAAAGAGAUUUGUCACAGGAAGAUGUUCAAACUAUUAAAACUGAAUUUAAUCUAAGAAAAUAUAGUGGAAAAUCAAAAAUAAGACCACCUAUUCCAAUUUAUAUGUAA